Linum tenue is the source of this 378-nucleotide messenger RNA. NCBI's taxonomy places the organism in Eukaryota, Viridiplantae, Streptophyta, Magnoliopsida, Malpighiales, Linaceae. The record is from the annotation of a GenBank genome assembly.
AUGAACAUCAACGAAGCUCGAGAGACAACCUCAUUGUCCUCGAUCCUGAGAUCAGCUAGUUGUCAUUCUCAGUUUAGGGGAUCCCGUCGAAACCCCUCACCACCACCUGGCCCUUUCGAACGAUUUGUGCACUGUGACGGCUCUUUUGUUUCGGAGUCUCAGUUGGCGGCUUGUGGGAUUACCAUUGCUGAUGCCCACGAUCAGGUGAUUGACGGCAAGGCGGAGAGAUUCUAUUGUUCCUACCCGAUUCAGGCAGAAGCAUUUGCUAUUCUGGGUGCUGUGGUGUUGGCGGCCCAAGAGUCCUAUCCGACGUGUAUCAAAAGCGACUGCCAACGUUUGAUUGUGGCUCUUAUUCAAGACCCCUGCGAUUGGCCUUGA